Messenger RNA from Symbiodinium natans, 4521 nucleotides. NCBI's taxonomy places the organism in Eukaryota, Dinophyceae, Suessiales, Symbiodiniaceae. The record is from the annotation of a GenBank genome assembly.
AUGGACAAGGACCUAGCAGCGACCUACAUCGGCGAGCUCCAAGCCGGUGCCAGCGACCCCAAAUGGCAAGCCAUGGACUUUGGCCAAGCACCCCUGGUGCCGCUGCAAAGCUUGGUGGCAGCAGAGGUUCCUUCUUAUUUCGAAGCGGGUUUCGACCCCUCCCCGUCCAGAGCAAUGUCAAUCCAUGUGGAACAGAUGGAACAAGUUGACCGCCCAAACCCCUUGUGGAUGAUCCGUUUCUUCAAGACGCAGCCGUGCAAUUGCGAUGUGGACCAUGACCACCGCGCUUGUCCCUGGUACCACAGUGAGCGUGAGAGGAGACGACCAGUUCUCGUUGGAAACACAUCAUCUUUGCAAGCUCUAGCCUACAUGAGCGUGCCUUGUGAGCAUCGCUUCGACAAUGACCAACCCUGCCCCAACGGCGAGCUCUGCAACCGUUGUCACAGCAACACAGAGUUGCUGUAUCACCCCGAUCUCUACAAAAAGCGCUUUUGCCAUCAGCUUCAGAAGUGCCCACGCGGCCAGCUCUGUGCAUUCGCGCACGCCCGCGACGAACUGCUUGGGCCCCACUUCUCCCCAGAGGAGGAGAGCCGCCCGACAGAAGAGUUCAUGGCGCACCAUUUCAAAACGCAGUGCGGAGCUCAGCGUACGUGGUGCCCUAUCGGCGGUCCGCACAACUGGGAGAACUGCGUCUACGCCCACACCUACCGUGAUUUCCGGCGUGUUCCCAUGCUUGGGUAUUCAUCGCAGCCUUGUCAACGUUGGGCGAUGAGCACGAAACAGAGCUCGGCGGACACCGACUACCUCGCCCGCUGCCCACUUGGGUUCGCCUGCCCACUCGCUCACGGCGCCAAGGAGCAGCUCUACCACCCGAGGUUCUACAAGGCAAACCCCUGCAGUGACCGGAGCUGCCGCCGGGGAGUUCUUUGUGCCUUCACUCAUGGAGAGCCGGCCAGAACCCACCCGGAUCAGCGGAAAGCUUCGCUGCGGAAGCCGCUCCCCGACGCAGAGCAGAUUUUGGCCCAGCUGCAACCCAACUUCGCGCGGGCGCCGGUGUACCUGUCAGCAGAGGAUCCCAAGCUACAAAGCCCCAAAAGCCAGAAGCUGGAGAGGAGGGAGGGCAGGGAGAACCGGAAGAUGGGGGCCAACAAGGCAGGAAUGGACAAGAGGGCCUACGAGAGCGCUCCGGGUCAGACCCCAGGCCCAGCAAGCCCAGCAAGCCCAGCAAGCCCAGCAAGCCCAGCAAGCCCAGCAAGCCCAGCAAGCCCAGCAAGCCCAGCUGUGCCGAUGCGCUUCCAAGCUCCUCAAGGCCCUGUGCCCACGCCAGUGGCAACUCCCUAUCCUCAAGCUCCCCUCCUCCUCCCCAUCUCCCCUUGCUCCAACACUUUCCUGACGCUGGCCUCGGCCAGCCCAGCAUCGGUGGGGAUGCCUUACACCCCCAACAACCCCAGCUACAGCCGGCUGAAGAUCCCCAAGCCCGACCUCGAAACGGACUCCAACGGCUGGCGCACCAACUCUUCCUUCGGCCCUGGCACCCCCGUGGCCUCCUUGCCAUCCACUCCGAGGUCGGUGGUCCCGUCAUCCAGUACCAGGUCUGGCUCCACUCCGGUGGCCGAAGGUGAGGGCUACGGCUCACCCGUGGCGGCACUUCCCAUUCCCGUUGCGCUGCUUAGGCGUGGCUUUCUGGAGCUCAUGGACACGAUGCCCCAGGCCAUGAAGAUGGACUUUGCCCCGUACAUCGAGCAGCUCUUCCCUCCCAUGCUGAUGGGAAUCACAGGUGACAAAGAUCAAAACGAGGAUCCUGGGCAUCGUGCCGCCCUAGCGUUGGUGCAGAGAUUUGGAGACUUGUGCCCAGACCGUUUGCUGGAUGGAUUUGAGGGCACCUACUGCCGAACUCUUCAGCAUGACUCACCGGAGGAGGCCAGCCGGAACGCCAUCGUUCGCGAGAAAACAGGGGUGCUCCUUGGCAAGGUUGCCGAGAAGAUCCUGGAGCACAAGAAGUUUGGCCAGGAUCUGCUGACCACCGAGGAUUGCUCCAACAAAGCUACCCGUGAACGGGUGUUGGUGUUGAUUUUCGUGGCGAGGUACGACGCCGAUGCGAGUGUGAAACGCGUGGCGAACGGCCUGUGGAAGACGGCAGGAGGUGCACCCAAAGUGCAGAAGGCGAUUAUGCCUUCUGUGAGCAAGACCCUUCUGAAGUUCCGGGGCGGUUCAAGAGGGCCCGGAGCGCAGAAGCUUGCACUGGAGAUCCUGGACCAGCUUGCCAAAGCUGGAGAGCUGGAAGCCGUUGAAGAAGCGGUUCCGGAGGCUCCGAAGUUCCACUUCCCGCCAAGUGCAGAGCGAGCGCCAGAGGAUAGCCUGCCGGCGCUGGUUGUAAGUGGUCGCGAACCCGAGGUUUCGUCGCAGGACUCCCAGUCGCGGGGUGGAGUUGAUGCCUCGCAGCUGGCAGCCAAAGCGCGCGAGGAGAUGACGAGCAACAAAGACCUGUCCAAGCUCGUGCCUUGCGUCCGGCACCACCUGGGUGCCAUCGGCGCGUCCAUAGUGGUCGAGGGCCAGAAGAACAAGCACUUCAACGGCAGGAAACAAGUUGCGACCCUGGCCGAAGAUGUGACCACGGCCUUGACACUCUGCAAAGAGGUGGGCGAAGCUCCCAAGAUGGAGGAUGUCCCUGGCAUCUGCGAAGCAGUGGUGCGGGCUGCCAUGGGGGAUGCGUUCGAUGCUCACGCAGACGGAGGGGCGGAUGACGACGAAAUUCUGCUUCGGGUAGAGAACCUGCUCUUGAUGUAUGGCGCGGGCCACUUGUUGCUGAAGGACACCACGCUGGAAAUGAAGAAGAACUGUCGAUAUGGCGUCGUAGGCCACAACGGGGCUGGCAAGACCACGCUGAUGAAAGAGAUUGCUGCCCAUCGCAUCGUUGGCAUGCCGCCGGAUUUGAAGUGCGUCCAUGUGGACGACUCGAAGCUGGGGGAGAUGAGCAAGAGCUACUUGACAGCGCUGGAGUACUGUAUCAAGAUGGCCAAGGACAUCGGAGUGAACGAUGCCGGCCGGGACACGCUGCUAAAGGUCGGCUUCGAUGAAGCCAAGCUCAACGACCCAGUCUCGGAGCUGUCGACAGGAUGGAGGAUGCGCCUAACUCUGGCCGUCUCCAUGCUGAAGCAUGCAGACCUCGUUCUCCUGGAUGAGCCCACGAACCACCUGGAUGAGGAAUCAGUCCAGUGGCUAAGUGACUACAUCCUGUCCAUUACGAAGUCUUCCGUCAUGGUCAUUUCUCACGAACCGAAGUUCUUGAACAAGAUUUGCACCCAUGUGGUCGCGUACGUGGACAAAAAGCUGGAGUACACAGAAGGCAACUUCGACAUCUUCGCGCAGAAGAAGGGCUUGAGCAGGGAACAGAUCGACGCCAUGUUGUCCGGCAACCUCAGCUUCGACACCAAGAAGGAAGGUGAUGAAGAAGACGAAGAAGGCGCAUCACCUGUGGGAAAGGUCGCAGCGCCGGUAGCCGGGCCACCGAAGCUCACCUUUCCCAUCCCCGGGUCCAUGGAGGGUGUGAAGACUGGCUCCAAAAGCGUUCUGGAGAUCAAGCACGUGUCCUUUCGCUUUUCGAAGGACAAGGAGUACCUCUUCCAGAAUUGCACUGGCAAGCUGAGUCUGAGCUCCCGUGUGGCCAUCUGCGGCAGGAAUGGGUGUGGAAAGUCGACUCUCAUGACGCUGCUGUGUAGUGAGCUGCAUCCCUCGGACAACAAGGAUGGCGGGCACGGUGAGGUCUGGCGGCAUCAUAACCUCCGCCUUGCCUACAUGAAGCAGGACCACCUCAAGGCCCUGGGCCCUUUCUUCGACACUUCGCCGUUCGUGUACAUCACUGAGCGCUUCAAGGAUGGCUACGACGGCGAUCUUCAGAAAAGGCUCAUUGAGCCAGAAGAUGAAGAAGACGCCUUGCGACGGAAGGAGCUCGCGAAGCAGCACGGCAAGUAUGGCAAUGAAGUCGGGGAGCUUGUGAGCCGAACGAAGGUCGGUAACCAUCUGGCCUACGAGGUGAGAUGGGCUGGGCUGGACGAUCCGAAGCAGAACACCGUCGAGCCCAUCUCGAAGCUGAAGGCCAUGGGUUUGGACAAGGUCAUCAUCGCCUGCGAUGAGCGGAUUGCCGCCAAGGCCGCCGGCCUGGACCAGCGGCCACUCACACGGCGAGAGAUCGUCAGGCAUUGCGAAGCCUUCGGCAUUGACGAGGAGAUGUGCUGCAAUCGUCAGAUUCGCGGCUUCUCUGCUGGGCAGAAGGUGAGGCUGUCCUUAGCAGCCAUGUUUUGGACAAAGCCGCACUUUAUUGCCCUGGAUGAGCCCACAAACUAUCUGGACGUUGAGACCGUGGACGCGUUGGGAAAGGCCCUCACGACCUUCCGCGGGGGCAUCGUCAUGAUCGAGCCGAAAAGCGACUUCGUUGAGCGGAUCUGCAACGAGAAGUGGCUGCUCGAGGACGGAGUCAUGAAGGUCGAGAAGAUGAACAACGGUGUGAAACGGCAGGCUUAG